AUGGUCAACUCCACAUCUGAAGACGGCGAUACCCAGCUCAAAUCUACGGCCCGCUACUCCCUGCGAAAACGUCCUGAACGCUCUCCUACUUCAAAUCGUUUACGGCGAAAGAAGCGUGUCCACCGUACUCGCGGCGGUCUAGUUUCAUUACGAAAGAUACCCGAUGAGUUUGUCUCCAUGUAA
Alternaria arborescens is the source of this 183-nucleotide messenger RNA. RefSeq lists its product as hypothetical. The record is from RefSeq and is a predicted model, not a curated record. The transcript has a single exon. NCBI's taxonomy places the organism in Eukaryota, Fungi, Ascomycota, Dothideomycetes, Pleosporales, Pleosporaceae. Bases 1 to 183 code for a protein of 60 amino acids.